Molecule: messenger RNA, 7596 nt
Organism: Gavialis gangeticus (Gharial)
Lineage: Eukaryota; Metazoa; Chordata; Crocodylia; Gavialidae
Gene: DOCK8
Product: dedicator of cytokinesis 8
Exons: 48
Coding region: 569-6889 (2106 amino acids)
Biological process (GO): positive regulation of establishment of T cell polarity; positive regulation of T cell migration; positive regulation of GTPase activity
Cellular component (GO): cell leading edge
Molecular function (GO): guanyl-nucleotide exchange factor activity
Source: RefSeq, a predicted model, not a curated record
UGCCCCCAGAUAUAGGCUCCAAGAAAAGAUUCGGCUUUUUGUGCCUAAACCCUUAAGGCUCUUCAUGGCUCACAUCCAAGUCCUCGCUGGGAGGCCCCCCCUUGCCUUGCUCUUAGUAAGGACCCUCUGGAAGUCGGUGCCCCAAAGGGGGGCACCUGCUGGGAAGAUUCAGCCGAGUUCCGGGGCUGGGAAACGCGGCUGUACCGGGUUAUGCAAGAAGCCGGGAAGGGCGGGAGCUGGCCGGGGGUGCAAGCGCUGAUCUCUCCCGGCACAGGCCCGGGGGGCCCAGCCUCCUGCCGUGCGCGCGGUGGGGCUGAGCCCGGGCGGGUGCCAGGAGAGAAGGCGCGUGGAAUUCCAGCUGCAAACAGCUGGAGCCGGCAGGCAGGGAUGCUGCGGGCGCCGGCGGGCAGGGUGAGCCCUCCCCCUCGCUCGGUUUCACUGAGGAAGGUGAAAUGCGGAAGUUUCCACGGAGCACUGACAGCCCAGCCCGGGUGUCUUGAGCCCCGGGCAUGAGCUGCGCUCCCCGGGCCCACGCCGCCAGCCGCAGAGCCCAGGGGCGCGGGCAGGGAUGGCCACGUUGCCCGCGCCGGACAGGAGGGCGUUCGCCCUGAAAAUCAACAGGCAUUCAUCAGCAGAAAUAAGGAAGCAAUUUACCGGUACUGUAGUGCCAAGCUUUGGACAGUUCUGUAAACGAAGUAUAAGUACUCCUGGCUUUUUUUCUCUCCAGCUACCUCAGUUUUAUGACGCCGUGGAUCCAGUGGAUUUUGAAGGUUUCCUGAUGACACAGCUGAACCACUUAGACUCUGAUCUUGUGCACGAACUUGGUGACUUUCCUGAAGAUGAUUUGGAAACUGUCUUUACUCCAAAAGAAUGCAGGACUUUGCAGCCAUCCUUGCCAGAGGAAGGAGUUGAACUGGAUCCUCAUGUCAGAGAUUGCAUUCAGACAUAUAUUCGGGAGUGGCUGGUUGUGAAUCGAAAAAACCAAGGAAAUUCAGAUACUUCCAGCUUUAUAAGUAAGAGAUCCCUAACGGAUUUUCAUAAGACUCUUCAAAAACAAACAUUUCAGUCGGAAACACUGGACAACAAUGAUGCACACUAUCAGGCAAGCCUCAGACACUUAAGUGGACUCUGUGAUAUCUCAUCAAGAAGCACUCUUACUUCAUCUGAGUUCGAUCUACGAAGCCUGCAGCCUGACCGUCGACUCGAAAAUCUGCUAAAACAUGUUAGUGCAGAGGACUUUGAAAGGCAAAACGAAGAAGCCCGGAGAACCAACAGACAUCCAGAGCUCUUUGCCCUUUAUCCAACAGUGGACGAGGAAGAUGCUGCAGCUGUACGGCCAGUUCCAGACUGCCCAAAGGAACAUCUGGGAAAUAGGAUCUUGGUGAAGUUGCAGACUCUGAAGUUUGAUAUAGAAAUAGAACCAUUGUUUGCAUGCAUAGCUCUCUAUGAUAUAAAGGAAAGGAAAAAGAUCUCUGAAAAUUUUCAUUGUGACCUGAACUCAGAACAAUUCAAAGGAUUCUUGCGAUCUCACACACUCACCAUUGAGCUAUCUAGUCAGGCAAGAUCUGCAGUAUUUUCUGUUACUUAUCCUUCUUCUGAUAUCUACUUAGUGGUAAAGGUUGAAAAAGUCCUUCAGCAAGGAGAAAUUGGAGAGUGUGCAGAACCCUACAUGGUACUAAAAGAAAGUGAGGGAGGAAAGAGCAAAGAAAAAAUUGAAAAACUGAAAACCCAAGCUGAGUCCUUUUGCCAACGUUUGGGGAAAUACCGGAUGCCUUUUGCCUGGGUUCCCAUAAGCUUAGCCAAUUUCUUUAACAUUUCAACACUUGAAAGAGAAAUAACCGAGGCAGAAAAUAUGAAUGGGAAAAGCUCCACUAGUGACAGAAGAACAAUGGUGCAACACACCAGAAAGCUUUCUGACAGAAGCCUUACCUUAGAGGACAGUUGCACAGCAUCAAACUUCAAAACAACAACCAUGACAAUCAACACCUUUUUCAAACAGGAAGGAGAUCGACUUAGUGAUGAAGAUCUAUUCAAAUUUUUAGCUGAUUAUAAAAGAUCUUCCUCUUUGCAGAGAAGAGUUAAGUCUAUACCAGGACUGCUUAAAUUGGAGAUCUCUCCAGCUUCAGAAGUCCUCAACUGUUGUCUCACCCCUGAAUUACUGCCAGUGAAACCAUUUCCUGAAAACCGUAACCGUCCUCAGAAAGAGAUUCUGGAAUUCCCCAUUCGAGAAGUCUAUGUUCCCCACACCAUCUAUAGAAAUCUCCUCUAUGUUUAUCCACAGCGGUUGAAUUUUGCUAACCGAGUGGCCUCUGCAAGAAACAUUGCCAUUAAGAUUCAGUUCAUGUCUGGGGAAGAUCCUGCCUGUGCAAUGCCGAUCAUUUUUGGGAAGUCUUCAGGCCCAGAAUUUGUGCAAGAGAUGUCCACAGCUGUCACAUAUCAUAACAAGUCUCCUGACUUCUAUGAAGAAGUGAAAAUUAAACUGCCAGCUAAGCUCACAGAAAAACACCACCUACUGUUCACAUUCUAUCAUAUCAGUUGUCAGCCAAAGCAAGGCUCCUGUGUAGAGAACCUUUUGGGAUACUCAUGGCUGCCAAUUCUGUUAAAUGAUCGUCUGCAAACUGGACACUAUUGUCUUCCUGUUGCCUUAGAUAAACUGCCUUUAAACUAUUCAAUGCACUCUCCAGAGAAAGUUCCACCACAGUCACCGCCAAUUAAAUGGGCUGAAGGACACAAGGGAGUGUUUAAUGUUGAAGUGCAGGCUGUUUCUUCUGUUCACACCCAGGACAACCACCUAGAGAAAUUCUUCACUCUGUGUCAUUCCCUGGAAAGUCAAGUCACCUUCCCAAUUCGAGUGAUGGAGCAGAAGAUCACAGAGGCUACACUGGAACACGAGUUGAAACUCAGCAUUAUCUGCUUGAAUUCCUCUCGCCUUGAGCCCCUCAUCUUGUUUUUACACUUGAUCCUGGACAAACUCUUCCAGCUGGCUGUACAACCUAUGGUCAUAGCUGGCCAGGCAGCCAACUUCUCCCAGUUUGCCUUUGAGUCGGUGGUUGCAAUAGUAAACAGUCUUCACAACAGUAAAGACCUUAGCAAGGAUCAGCAUGGGAGGAACUGUCUCCUGGCAUCCUAUGUCUACUAUGUGUUUCGUCUUCCAGAGCCUCAGAGAGAUGUAGUCAAACUAGGUACAGCAGGCAGUGCCAAUAUGCCAGAGUCUCGUUAUUACACAUUUGGACGCACCAGUGCUAUGUCUGUUGGGUCCAGGCUUAUGCAGAGCCGGGUAAUGAGCUGCAGCAAUCCAGAUAUUGCUGGUACCCCAACAGCUACUGAUGAAGAAGUCAAAAACAUCAUGUCUUCAAAGGUUGUGGAUCGUGGCAGCAGUCGGAUGUCCUACUAUAUUGAACCACCUGCUGAUAUACCAAAUGCCUGCACAAGCCCAAGACCAUCCAGUAAAAAGCAUUUUCAUGAAGAGUUAGCACUGCAGAUGGUGGUCAGCACUGGCAUGGUGAGGGAGUCUGUCUUCAAGUAUGCCUGGUUCUUCUUUGAGCUCCUGGUAAAGAGUAUGGCUCAGUAUGUUCACAAUAUAGGGAAACAAGACAUUCCACGAAGAAGUCGAUUCUCAGAUCGUUUCAAAGAUGACAUCACCACUAUAGUUAAUGUGGUCACUUCAGAGAUUGCAGCACUUCUAGUUAAACCACAGAAGGAAACCGAGCAAGCAGAAAAGAUCAACAUUAGUCUUGCGUUUUUCUUGUAUGAUCUUCUUUCCCUAAUGGACCGUGGGUUCGUGUUUAACCUCAUCAAACAUUACUGUAAUCAGCUGUCAAACAAGUUGAAUACACUCUCCACCCUAAUUUCCAUGAGGUUGGAGUUUCUGCGAGUUCUUUGCAGCCAUGAACAUUACCUCAAUCUGAAUCUCUUCUUCAUGACUUCAGUAUCUACCCCAACAUCUCCCUCACCCUCGUUAUCAUCACAGAAUUCAAGCUCCUGCUCUAGUUUCCAGGAUCAGAAAAUUGCCAGUAUGUUUGACCUUUCAGCAGAUUUUCGUCAGCAGCACUUUCUGACUGGACUGCUCUUCACUGAAUUGGCAGCUGCCCUGGACACAGAGACAGAGGGAAUUGGUAAGGUGCAGAAGAAAGCUAUCAGUGCUAUCCAUAGCUUGCUGAGUUCCCAUGAUUUAGACCUGCGCUGCUCCAAAAAAGAGGUGAAGGUCAAAAUUGCUGCUCUUUACCUCCCUUUGGUUGGGAUCAUUUUGGAUGCACUCCCACAGCUCUAUGACUUCACAGUUUCAGAUGCUCGUGGUGGGAAAGGUCGUUCAGGGAAUCCAGAUGAAGAUCAAGAAUCUACAAUCAAUCAGUCUGUUGCCUUGGCCAUUGCUGGGAAUCAGUUUAGCCUCCUCAGGACUUCCGGUGUAUCUCUGUCUUCACUGCCUUACAAACAGUACAGCAUGUUGAGUCCUGAUGCCACUCGCAACCUUCUGAUCUGUUUCCUCUGGAUCAUGAAGAAUGCUGAUCAGAACCUCAUUCAGAAAUGGAUUGCAGACCUUCCAUCCAUGCAGCUGAACAGGAUUUUAGAUCUCCUCUUCAUUUGUGUCUCAUGCUUUGAAUACAAGGGCAAACAAAGCUCAGAUAAAGUUAGCACUCAAGUGCUCCAGAAAUCAAAAGAUGCAAAAGCCCGGCUAGAAGAGGCUUUACUGAGAGGAGAAGGGGCCAGAGGUGAAAUGAUGAAACGCUGCAGGACACCGGCUGGGAAUGACAGAUUGGCAGGGCUAAAUGAAAACCUGCGAUGGAGAAAAGAGCAGACUCACUGGCGGCAGGCAAACGAAAGGCAAGAUAAAACAAAAGCUGAGCUUGAUCAAGAAGCUCUGAUCAGUGGAAAUCUGGCUACAGAAGCUAAUUUGAUCAUCUUAGAUAUGCAAGAGAACAUCAUCCAGGCGAGUUCUGCUGUGGACUGCAGAGAGAACCUUUUGGGAGGAGUGCUGAAGGUCCUGGUAAACUCUCUCAGCUGCGAUCAGAGCACCACUUACCUAACACAUUGCUUCGCUACACUCAGAGCACUCAUUGCCAAGUUUGGAGAUUUCCUGUUCGAAGAGGAAGUGGAACAAUGUGCCGACCUGUGCCAACGACUUCUGCAUCACUGCAGCAGCAGCAUAGAGGUCACUCGUACUCAAGCCUGUGCAACACUUUACCUCCUGAUGAGAUACAGUUUCAGCUCUGCUAACAACUUUGCAAGAGUAAAGAUGCAAGUGACCAUGUCUCUGGCUUCUCUGGUUGGCAAGUCAUCUGACUUCAAUGAGGAAUACCUCAGGAGAUCCUUACGAACCAUCCUGGCGUAUGCAGAGGAAGAUGCAGACAUGCAGUCAACUCUGUUUCCAGCCCAGGUAGAGGAGCUGCUAUGUAAUUUGAACAGCAUCUUAUCAGAUACAGUAAAAAUGAGGGAGUUCCAGGAAGACCCAGAAAUGCUCAUGGAUCUCAUGUACAGAAUUGCUAAAGGGUAUCAGACUUCCCCUGAUUUGAGAUUGACCUGGCUACAGAACAUGGCAGAAAAACACACCAAGAAGAAGUGCUACACGGAGGCUGCUAUGUGCCUGGUCCAUGCUGCAGCUCUGGUUGCCGAAUACCUGAGCAUGCUGGAGGAUCGCAAGUACCUGCCAGUGGGUAGUGUCAGCUUUCAGAAUAUUUCCUCCAAUGUGCUGGAGGAGUCUGCCAUUUCAGAUGAUAUUUUGUCCCCUGAUGAAGAUGGGAUAUGCUCUGGGAGGUAUUUCUCAGAGAGCGGCUUAGUGGGACUGUUGGAACAAGCUGCAGAGCUGUUUAGCACGGGGGGAUUGUAUGAAACCGUGAACGAGGUCUACAAAAUUGUCAUCCCCAUCUUGGAAGCGCAUCGAGACUUCAGGAAGCUCACCUCUACUCACAGCAAACUGCAGAGAGCCUUUGACAGUAUUAUAAACAAGGGCCAAAAGCGAAUGUUUGGAACUUACUUCCGCGUUGGUUUCUAUGGAUCCAAAUUUGGGGACUUGGAUGAACAGGAAUUUGUUUAUAAGGAGCCUGCAAUUACCAAACUUCCUGAGAUUUCUCACAGACUGGAGGGAUUUUAUGGUCAGUGCUUUGGGGAGGAUGCGGUUGAAGUGAUUAAAGACUCUGCUCCUGUAGACAAAAGGAAGCUGGAUCCCAAUAAGGCUUACAUACAAAUCACAUUUGUGGAGCCUUAUUUUGAUGAAUAUGAGAUGAAAGACAGGAUAACUUACUUUGAGAAGAACUUCAACCUCCGGCGGUUCAUGUACACCACACCUUUCACCCCAGAUGGCCGCCCCCGUGGUGACCUGAGCGAGCAGUUCAAGAGGAAUACCAUCCUGACCACAAUGCAUGCUUUCCCCUACAUUAAAACUAGGAUCAAUGUCAUUCAAAAGGAAGAGUUUAUUUUAACCCCAAUUGAAGUUGCUAUUGAAGACAUGCAGAAGAAAACACUGGAACUAGCUGUUGCAACCAACCAGGAGCCACCAGAUGCUAAAAUGCUGCAGAUGGUGCUGCAGGGUUCUGUUGGAGCGACUGUCAAUCAGGGACCACUAGAGGUAGCUCAAGUGUUCCUGGCUGAAAUACCAGCAGACCCAAAACUUUAUCGACAUCACAACAAGCUGAGGUUGUGCUUCAAAGAAUUUAUAAGGAGAUGUGGUGAAGCAGUGGAGAAAAACAGACGCCUUAUUACAGCAGACCAGCGGGAGUACCAGCAAGAACUCAAAAAGAAUUAUAACAAGCUGAAAGAGAACCUUAGGCCAAUGAUUGAGAGGAAAAUCCCAGAGCUGUAUAAACCUAUAGUGAAAGUCCACAGUAAAACAAGGGACUCUUUUCAUAACUCUAGCUUUAGGAAAUAUGAAACUUCCCCUUCACAGAACAGCUAAGGACUGUCAGCUUCAGAAGAGGGAGUUCCAGGUUGCACAGAACCUGGAGGCUACUCAAAUGCUGUGCAAACCUGGAAGUUCUUCUCAUAGUACAGCAUGCACACAAUCUGGGCAGACUGCACUCAAAGCUAAGAAACUAGAUAUACAGGACAAACAGGAAUGCAACUCAUAGCACAUGCCUCUGUCUCUCCUAUGGGAGUGGGAGGAAGAGGAGCUGGACUUAGGCUGUUUCUAUAUUUAAUGUUUCUGUAUUUAAGUGUUCAGGGCACUGAGAUGCCAUUGAAUAAUGGACUUGUAUGUACAGAAGGUGAUAAUCACUUUUAAGAGACUCAGAACUUUUUAUCGUUUUAACUGUUAUUUUGUAAGAACCAGCCCAAUAUACCUGACAGAAUGUUACACAUACAUACCCCUAUUCAGGAUACCACUUCAGCAUGGUUUCAGGGGGCUGGAGUGUAUUCUAGCAGUUAUGCACGUGCUCAUAUAAGGAUAAACUUAAGCAUGUGCAUAAGUGCUUUACAGAACUAGAACCCUGGGAAAGACCUGUAAACUUAAAGCAGGCUUUCCUUGCUUGUGUUCCUCAGUUACAGCAAAUUAUGAAAAUGCUAAAAGAACAGGGGCUGCUUUCCUUUCAAGUCUUCCUAGCUGAAACUUUAAAAGGCAAAAAGUAACAGUCAUGAAUUUCUGCCUAAUUCGCCUACCUACAGAAA